Messenger RNA from Cinara cedri, 11169 nucleotides. NCBI's taxonomy places the organism in Eukaryota, Metazoa, Arthropoda, Insecta, Hemiptera, Aphididae. The record is from the annotation of a GenBank genome assembly.
AUGCAUGUGUGCCAAACAACGUGUAACGACGGUGGGUGCGAGUUUACAGAAAGGGGAAAUGUGUCCAAGGGAUGCUUUUGUCCGAUUUCUGACAGUUCGCGAGCGUUAAAAAUUUGUGAAUCGUACCGUGACGCAUGCACAAAUGAAAUAGUAAGAUAUCCUCCUUGUAAAAACGACGGAAAAUGUGUAACGGCAUUAGGAUUUCCGUAUUGCGAUUGUCCAAUUAAUGAUUCCGAAAUCCAAUGUGAUGGUUUUGAUAAUAGUAAGUACAGUCUACCUAACCGAUAUGACAUACGCAUCAUAGACUCAUGAUUUCAUAAUAUUAUAAUCAAUUUAAGAUAGAAUAUACAUUUUAAGUGAAACGAUUGAUAAUAUGUAUUGGUGAAUACGUAACGUAUAUCGAAGCAAGUUGCAUAAAAAAAAAAUAUUUCUCUUCAAAAUAUUUUUAAUUAAUUAAUUAUUAAUUUUUAUAAUGUAUAGUAUGCAUUUAAUAGGGUGGUCUUUAGUUAUAGGAAAAGAAAAUAAGUAUUAGAAUAUUAAAUGAUCCAGGUACCCGCACAUUUGUAUAGUAUUAUAAGAAAACAAUUUAGUUAACAUUUUAUUAUCAUUAUUCACCUCGUUCACGUCCUUCAAGACAAUUGACAAAUGAAAAACGAGUGUAAUUUUAUGAUUUUUCGGAUUAGAGUAAAAAAAUAAAGAAUUAAUUUUAAACAUUUAAAGGAAAACUAAUUAUAUUAUUAUUAUACUUUAUUCAUUUACUUAAUUUUACUAUAGAAAUCAUAAUUUCCUAUUAAUAGCUUCACAAAUAUCUUCGAAAAUAAAUUAUUUUCUAGAAAAAAAAAAAAAUUCAAAAUUUUUGUAAACAAAAUAUUUAUUGCUAGCUAAAUAAUUUUGCUAUAUUGUUGAAAAUACAGUAAAAUGUCUUACAUAAGUUGAUAGCUAAAUUCAAAAAUGUCAUAAGUACAAAAUGUAUGAUUUUAUGUCAAAACAUAUUCAAUUUUUUUAAAUUUGUAUGUAUGACAGGAGAGAUUGUGAAAUAAUGAAUUUAAGUUAAAUUUUUUUGCAUUGUUUAUUGACCCUUCUACUAAAAUAUUAGGAAAAUUAACUAGUUUAAGACAUUUAAAAAUUAAAUUCUUGACAUUUUUAAGUUGAAAGUGCACUUAUCACCUUUACAAAUUGUAUAAAUGUAUUUAUCACAUUUUGGAACAAUAUUGUAAAUUGUUAAUAAUUAUAUGUAAAGAUCAAUUAAAAUGGUCAUGAAACAAAAAUGAAUUAAUACAAAAUAAAAUCAGAUUCUUAAAUCAAAGAAUAAAAAUUGUAAAACUCAAUAAAAUUAUUAUUCAGCUUUAAUCAAAACACUUUAGUUUGAAUAAUUAAAUACAAAUUAAAGAAUAAAAUCAUUUGACAACUUAUUAUUAGAUUUAUUAUUUACAAUCUGAAGAGUUGCCUUUUAGUCAACUUGUAGAUGAAAUAGACUUAAUUUAAUUUUUAUAAUCUGGUGGUAUUAUUCUUUUUCCAGUAGAAAAAGUAAAUCUUUCUUUUUUGCUUCACUUAUGGGAAUUUGUUUGCGAUGACCAAUUACAAUUCUUGUCGCAUUGAAUCUUUACACGUGAAAGUCAGAGUCCGUAACACUUGUUAUACUAUAUGGUCUUCACAGGAACAUUAAUAACGCAUGAGGCUAAAUACAUUUUUGUUUACUAUUUUAACCUAAACUCUUUUAUUCAAAACAGAUUUCCUGCGGAUAUCUUCUAGAAAAUUGUCAUUACAUUUGUACCUAAAACAAACCCAUAUUAGUAAGAAUAAUAUAAUAUAAAGAAAACAAAAUCUAUUAUAAAUAUUAUUUAUAUUUCUAACAUAAUAAUAUGAUAUUAUUUCCACAUGAACACCUAACUAUAUUAUAUUAUUUACAUCAUUAUAAAAAUAAUAUUUAACAUACCUGCAAUUAAUACAAGUUUUGGCUCUUCUUGGGGUAUAGGCUUCCCCAAACUGCUAAUAUAUUCUUCCCCACGAUGACGUUUAUAUCUUUUUUAUUCUUUUUUCUGUUUAUUUUUACUACUUCAUUCAUAAAGGUAUUUUAAAAGUAAAAUGUAUAAGAUUAAUAUUAAUCAAUUUAUAGUAUUCAACACAUAAUUAAUACAUUUAUACAUGAUAAAUAAUUAUUGAAUAUUAGUCAUGUAUGCAAAAUAAUAUAAAAAAAUAAAAUAACACAACUAUACCGAGUUGAUUAGAUGAUACAUUAACAGUUUCAUCAACCAUAUGGAAGUCGUCCUAAUCCAAAAGCAUAUUAAUAUUAUCAUCUACUAAAUUUGAGAAUGUUGAUGCCAAUAACAAUUGCUUUUUAUUAGCUAUCCAGUCUUUAUCGUUUUCAGUAUCAUCAUAUUCAGAGGCACUGCUACAAUUGACUAUUAAUGAAACAAAAUAACUCGGUUAAUUAUCAAAUUACAUUUUAAAGUAAAAAUAUAAAUCAUAUUUAAUAGGUUGUAUUCAAAUCUUUAAAUCAUUAUUACUUAACAAAUAAUUUGCAUUUUCUUCAUCUUGUUUUGAUAUCAUCAAUGAACAUGGUUUUAUAUUUUCUAUAUCAGAACAAUUAUUUUGUUUAAUAGUAUUCCCAAAUAAAUUUAAAAUACUAUUAUGCUCUAUUUGUAUAUAAAAAAAUGAUGUUUUACAGGAAAGUAAAAUAUUUAAAAACAUUGCAAUAUAAUAUAAUAUGUUAUAUUAACUAUAGAGUGAACUAAUAUUUUCAAAUUAGCAAUCGUUAAAAAUAAAUAAAUAAUAUUUAUAUAGAUAUUGUUCAAUAAUAUAUCAAGAAUAUUUAAAUAGCAAUAAACACAUUUUUUUAAACGUUAAAAAAUUUGUAUUUUUAUUUUUUUCUAAGAAAUAAUUUAUUUUCAAGAAUGUUUUUAAAGACCCUUUUUUUUAAAUUGAAAAUACUAUAAAAUACUAAUACUACCAUAAUAAAGGUCUUUUAAUGUUUUUUGCUAAAUGCUUUAUUUUUUCACUUAAAUCCGAAAAACCAUAAAAUUAAGGAUCACCCUAAUGUAUACAUAUUCACUUUAAAUGAAUAAAAUUACCAAUAAAAAUGCUUUAAUAAUGGAAAAACACUGAAGAUGCAAAAUACAAAUUUCACUUUUAGUGUAUUUGUUAGUUCAAUUGUUAGUUUACGUACUUGAAAAACAUUGAUAUUGAUACAAAAGGGACAUAUAUUAUUUUUAAUAAAAUUAUUAUUGCUUAUCUAAAAUCAUAUUUUAUAAGAUAUUUUAUAAUUUUAUAACAAGUAUUUUUUGUUCAACGAUAAGAAUUGGAUAGAACAUACCCGAAGAAGCCUAGUCUAUACUAUCGAACGAAAGUCAAACCUGGAGAAAGUCUCAUGGCCUUCUUGGUUAUCGAACCAGAUAGUAACUCAUAUUUAAUGCAGUUCGUCAACAAUGCCAAAGGUACACAUACCGAAUCAAUCGACAAAGUUUCAAUGACAAUCGAUGAAUUGUAUAGCGAGUGCAAACAAUUAGGAAGCGAAACAUUUCAAAUUAACGAAGAAAUGUGCAACUUCGCCAAAACCACUUACGGUAGUAAAUAUUAUUAUACAUGUAUAACAAUGUUAUGUUUCGGAAAAAUAAUCGGGAGAGAGACCUGAAAAUUUCACUAAAUUCCAACUCGUAUAAGCUAUUUUUUCGGUUAUUCGUUGGGGUGAAACCAAAAGUUGACCAAAGUAAAGCUAUAAAUCAUUCAGAUGGAGAAAUUAUUAUUUUGCCUUUGUACUAUUUGUACGUGAGUCUUAUAGGUAUACCGCAGGUAACUUAAGAAUGGUACGAGAAAAGUAACAUGUACGACUAUUUUUAUCUAUAUAUAUCUUAUUAUAAUUUAAAUCAUGGGAAAAAGUAUGGACUGUACAUAUUAUAAAUAGUUAAUAUCCAAUAUUUCAUAUCACAUAAUAUACAAUAUUUCAAACAUAUUUAUGACAUUUUUGUCGAUAAAAAAAUUACCACGCGUAUAUCUAAUUGUAUAUCUAUUUAUUUUAUCGCAAGUUUAUAGUUAUUGAAGAUAAACAAUAUUGUAGAUGGUUUAAUAAAUUUUAUAUUUGUAUAUUAUUCAUUAUUAUAAACAGUCCCGAUUAACCAUAGUUUUCAUUUAUCCGUGUCACCCCUACCCAUCAUUUCCCCGGAUAAUCGAGGUUCCACUAUACAAAAAAAAGCUGAUACUAGAAACAGGUGUGCUAUUGUUGUUAUUGAGAAGUUAGAAAGGUAGGAUAUAUAAAGUUAUUUGAUUUAUAUAUGUAAGCAAUACUAAACAACUAAACAAAUUGCAAACGAAUGAGAUUUGAAGAAAAGUUCGAUUAUAUAAUACGCUUUGAAAGGCCGUAAGAUUUACGAUUUUCGUCAAAAUUUGAUAUUAAAACUCUAUAAAAAAAAAGACAUUCUAGGAUAAUGGGGACGGGUGCAGCCUAUAUUAUAUGUAAUUUAGUUUAUACUUGUAAACAACAAUAAACCAUUGCUUACGAAACAAACUAUUCUGAGCGGAGUUCAGUUGAUGGUGAUGCUUUGUCAAUAAUAUAUUUGUUUAAUGUUGUACCCAUUUCCCCGGUUUUUCUCGAUGUUCCUAUGUUUUUUCCCAGUUUUUCACAUUUGCUGAGAAAACUCUGAAUAAAAUCGAAAAGUGACUUGUUUAAAGUACCCCCAGUGAAAUUGUCUUUCAGAAACAUUGCUAUCAUUAAGAGUUAAAGCUAAAAUGCUGGUAGAAAAGUUGUCCAAAUUUUUUUUAGCUAAUACCUACGUUUCUUACAUUUUCCCGUUUUUUCUGCUUUUCGCAUUUGAUGAGAAAACUCCGAGAAAAAUUACCUCUUUAAAGUACCUCCCGUUUUCCUUUCAGAAAAGUUGCUACAUGCAAAAAUCGAAGUAAGUCUUCUGAUAGAAAAGUUGACCACAAAAAAAGAAAUAAACAUCUUUGUAAAACUAUAAACUUCUUCGCUUCACUUAGAAUCUAAAAUAUAUGUCAUAACAGAACACUUUUAGCCCUACCAACUUUCCACCUAUUUGUUUUUAUUCAUUACUGACAUGGUCAAAACUAAAAAGGAAUAUGGGUAAAAAAAAUAAUAAAAAUUGACACAGGCAAGGCCGGCAGGACAGUUUAUAUAAUUUGUGUCACAAUCUACCUACAAUUUACUUCGUUUUAACUAUAGAGAAAACGCGUAAUCAAAAAUUUACAAGACAUUUGCCCAAUCAAUUUUAUUGUUAUAUUAUAAAAUAAGUAAAAAAAAAAAAGGAAGAUCUGGGAGGUGAUAUAUCACCUAAUCACCCCCCUGGUUACGUCACUGUACCCUAUUAUUAAUGUUUCAAUUACAAUAAUUUAAAUAUAUUAUACCCAUAUGUAUGAUACCAUCAUAUUAUGAUAUUGAUUAUUUUAUUUUGUAAUUUAAAUUUUAUGUUAUUUUUAGUUCAAAUAUUUAUGUAAAUGUUUAGACAAUGUAUGUCAUAUGUAAUUAAAAAUGAUUGUUGGGUAAAAUGAUGUAUUUUCGUUUAUUUAGGUAAAAUGGGUUGGUUUAUAAAUAAUAUUUUAUUUUGCGUUUAAUGUAUUCAAAAUGUACUUAAAGGUGAUCAUUCGAAAAUAGAAUCGUUUCCUGUAAUACCGUAUUUCAUGUCCAAGACGCGAUCUCAUAGGACCGACGUUCAUUUCAACGGAAAUAAAAGCGAACAUAGAAUAGGCGGAUUGUAUGCGAUUCAAUUGAAAGUUAUUGAUCAGAUAACGAAGAAAAUAUUUUUUAGUUUCGAAUUUUUUCACUUAGUCGUUGACGACGAGUCGUCAUAUUGUUUACCAUUUGUGGAUCCCGGACAAAAUUGGUUUGUAUACCUGGAGUGUUUAUUUUUUAAUACAGUAAAACUUCCGUUAACGGUUUCCUCUAUGUAACAAUUAUUUUUUUUUUGAUCUCGUCAAGUGUUAAGUCUUUAUAUAAUACCUCUAAAUAGUGAUCAUUAAUUCCGGUCCCUUCGGUGACCGUUGUAUGAAAGUUUUACAGUAAUAGCUUAUUCAUCAUGGUUAAAAUAAAUCAGGUUAUUGCACAUAACCGUUGGCGUUAUCAAUUCAAAAAAAAAAAUAGCAGCGUUAGGGUACGGAUGUGUUACUUGUUGUCAGAACUUGUACUAUUUGACAGUACUUGUAUCUUAAAUUAAAUAUUAUAUUUGAAAACUAAUAUAUUUAAAAAUCUUCUUUUAUAAAUUCAUAAAACUCUUUUUCAAUGUAUUUAUCAAAACCAGCAAUGAAUUACUUAUUAUUUUAUUAUUAAAUUUCUUUGUUUAGAGUGGUUUCAAUUUAAAAAAUAUACAAAAUAUUAAACAAAUUAAAUAGUUGUAAUAGUUUAACUUAUAAUAGUUUUAAAAUUAAUGGGAUUAAAUAAAAAUAAUGAUUAAACUUAAUAUAUUUUUUUUAUUUUAUUUUAUUUUAUUUUAUUUUAUUUUAUUUCCCAUUUUAUUAUAAGUUUCCAAUGAUACAAAUAAAUAUAUUUCCUUCUUGAUUAUUCGGCCCAAGUUAUUAGAUUAAGUUAACUAUUAAGUUGAUUUUUAACUGCGUUCGUCCUAAUAUUGCACUGAAAUAUAUGCAAUUAUCAAUGAAAUUAGAUUAAAAUUAAAACAAAACACGCUGCGUUCGGUUUUCACUAGUUUGUUGUAUUUCAUACUGUAUUUAUUUAUUUUAUAUUUUCAAUGUUAAUAAUGUAUUAUUUUGUAAACUAAAUUAUUAAUUUAUUAUAAACAAGUAAUUGCUAUUAAGUUACUAUUGUUUUUAAUCUCACUGUUUAGACGAGAGAAAAAGGUACCUAUGAAGUAAAUAUGAAACAAGGAUACUUUCCUAAAUAAUGUGAAACUUUAUAGCUAAUUCCAAGAAAGAAAACAUAUCACUUCUGAAAUUAUUUAUUUAUUUUACAUCCACUGGUGUAUUUUUUAUAGCAUUCCGUUCAUAGUCAUAUGUAGAUCAUGGAUAUUUAUUAUUUUUUAGAUAUUAGGUACCAACAGUUUAAGAUUGGUAAUUGGAUAGUAUUUCAUAAUUAUGGUAUACUUUUAAGAAUGUUAAAAAUCGUACUUCGUUGAAGUCGUUUAAUAUUUAUGUUAAAAAUACAAAAGUGCUACAAAAUAGAAAUUUGCAUCUAUUCAGUGAAAUAUUAGGACAAAUCGGGCGCUCCUACAGAUUACAGUUAAAUGUCCAUGGACACAUUCAACCAUCAUAUCAUAAUAUUUAAUAUACAACAAUUUAAAAGAACCAGAUUCUAAAAAAAAAUGAAUAUAUAUUUGUUUUUUUUUUAUGCAUAUUAAAACUAUUUUAGAAUCUGAUUCAUUUAAUUUUAGUAUCUUUUAUUUUUAUUUUAAAUAUCAGCAUUAUAUAAAUUAAUUUAAUUUAAAAUCGUUUGUUAAAAUAUAAAAUUGAAUAAUUUAGAAUUAUUUAAAUUUAAAUAAGUUUAAAAUUAAUAUAAUUUUGAAUUGAGGAAAUUAAAAAAUAGAAAAAUUAAAAUAUUUCCAAUGUAUUUGUUAACGUAAUUUUUAGAGUGACUUAUAGCUGAUUCAUGAAUUUCCCCGAUAUCCUGUUGAUAAGAGCCAUUUAUAAAAAAUAUUAUAUCAGCUAAUAACUAAAGCAUUAAUACUAGGGUAUGAUUAUAAUUUGUAUCUAUUUGAAAUUGUUCUACUUCAAUUUUAAACAAAAGAUAAGAUGUAAUACCUAAUCAAUAUAAUGUUGGCGUAUAAAAGCUAAAUUGAUAACUAAAUAUAGAUAUCAUAAAUAUUAUAAGUUCUUAUUUACUUCACCAUACGCUUGAUACUUAUAGCUGAUUUUCUAGUUGGUAGUUCAAGAUAGGGAUGCAGUUCAUCUAUUAACUUAAUAUUAAGUUAUAAAAAUAAAUGUAACACAAUGACCAUACACUUUUUUUUAAAUUUAAAAGCAUAUUCACAAUCUGUAUUUAUUACAAAAUAAGCAAAUGAGAUAAUUUAAAUAACAAUAGCUCAUUAUCUCAUCAGGAAGCAUAUCAAAUUAAUACUCUUCCCAAAUGUCUACCAGUAAUAAUAGCCUACCCGUGGUGUGACGUUUAUACUAUACUUAAUCGAAAAUCCUACUCGUUCGUUCAUUUCAAACCGAUGAUGGCUGACGGUUAGAUGUUCAAAAACAAUCAUAUACACUGUAUAACAUGAUAUACCUAGUUUUAAUAGUUGUAGGUACCUAUCUAUUUCAAUAUAAUUAACUUAACGGAAAAAAAAUUGUUGUUGUUACCGUAUCGUGCUGUUAUCAAUGAUAGAGCCUAAGAAUGAGAGAAUGACAGUGUAAAGGCGCUCACAAACCAGAGCGGCAGCGGCAGCGUAAGCGAAAUUUCUGCGGUAAUGGGGCGAAAUAAAAUAUCGCUGACCUAACCUAAGCGAAAUAUUACAGUGAAAUUGCGCGCUAGUAGGUCUUCUAUAUUUCAUUUUUAACUUUCGAUAACUAUUAUAUAUGUACACUAUGGAUCACGUUUAGUGUAUAUAUUUUCUAUCCCACACAUAUGAUUUGCCUGAUAAGUAUUUAUUUUACACUUGUGUCACCAUGGAUAAUCAUUAUAUUGAUGACGAUGAUAAUACUUAAAUACUUUAUACAAACAUAUAACGAACAAACUAAACAAAUAUUGAUAAUACAAUGUACUUAUAGUACUUUAUAGGCAUAAACCUAUAAUAAUUUUAGAACAUUUAUCAUUUAUCAUCGAGGUAUAUAUCAGACUAUACGUAUAGGUAUAGCUUAAAUAUAAAUAAAAAUUAGUUUACUGAUCUUACAAAAGGUAUACUACACAAUAUUCGGUCGUACAUAUUUACUGUGAUAAUAUGAUUCAAGCGAAUAUAAUGCAAUUCGAGUCGAGGAAAUAAUAUGAAAUUGUAUGAAAGAAAAAAAAACAAUUUAAGGUCUUCGUGAAAAAAAGUUAGCGUUUUAUUGCAAUUACAAGAUUAUUUAUUCAUAUUUCAUUCUUAACACACAUUUUUAAUUUUUCAUCUUGGUUUUUAAGUAUGUGUAUUAUUAAAAUAUUAUGAUUUUUUUUUAUGGACAACCGUUCUAUCAGAAAUGUUGCUCCGAUUUACAAUGAUAGCACUUUUUUUGAAAGGAAAUCUGAUUGGAGAGGUACUUUAAGGAGAUAAUUUUUCGAUUUUCUUAAGAGUUUUAUAGUAAAUGUGAAAAACUAGGAAAAACGGGAAAGUCUGAACAAUAUUAAACAAAUAUUAUUAAAGAAAAAAUAUAAUGUCUAUUUAAUUAUUUUACCAUAAUAUACAAGUUGGGUACAAAGGUUCUUCGCUUCUAUUCAAUUAACGUCAUAAAUGGCUAAACAAUUACGAAUGUGCAAGCAGAAAACCUUUAAGUGAGCUUUAGGGUGCGCUCCAGAAUUUCUGUAAGCCUAAACAGCCAAUUUUUAAUGGUCCAUCAACAGACUUAUUAUAAUAUAAUAAGUCUGUUAUAUAUAAGUUUAUUACUAUAUUAUAGUAAUAACAGUAAUACAGUAUGGUUGUGAACACGGGCGAUGGACAGAGGUUCAUACAUUGUAAAUAUUUUAUUGUUUAUAUUUUUAUAGAAAAAAUCUUAGAUAUCGGCUUUGAUAAUUGAUUUCCCAUUUAUUUGAAUUUAUUAUACCUAUCUAAAAUCUAGAAAAAACACAAGAAUGUAGAAUAUAUUUUCGAAAUAAGUUUCUUAAUUUCGUGUAAUUGGUAAUAAUUAUGUUUAGUAAAACCAGGAUGAAUUUACUUAAAGUAAAAAGAAACGAAGAUAUGCCGAUUUUAAAAAUGGUUAUCACACCGGACACUGAAAUGUGUGAAGAACCCCCGGAAUACAUUAUUGAAUGGAAAGUAUUAACCGCAGAAAUUUGGCAAAACUACGACAUUGGUAAUAUUUUACCAAUAUUUUUUUGAGAAUAUUAUCUACUUAUCUUUAUACAUACGUCCUUAUCUUUAGUCAUUUAUGAUAUAAAGAGUAAAGAUGUUUAUAGUCGUAUUUUUAUUUAUUUAAAUAAUUUCUGUUUUAAUCUUUAAACGAAUAAGUACCUAUAUUAAGUAAUAACGGCAUUAUCAGGAUUUAUUUUUGGGAGAGAAGGCGUUAUGAAUUUUAAACUAAUUUCCGGACUGGCUUUUGGGAAAAUAAAUUACUAAAUUGGUAAAGUGUAAGGCAACACGUACGUAUUUAAAAUGUAUUCACAAGAAAAUUUCUGAAAUUGCAAUGCAAUUUAUGCUUCUAUUUAUGUAUUACGAAGAAUUUGUAAUAAGUAUCACAAAUUUCGGGGAGUUAUAACCCCAUCCCCCUCAUGGGUAUGUCACUGAUCUAUACUUCUAGAAAUUACUUAAUAUUAAUAUAUUAUAUAAUGUAAUUUAAAAAAAAGUGAGCCAGUAAAUAUUAAAUCUAACUAUUGACUAUUACCAUAGUCUAUUAUUCAAUGAUAAGGCAAUGACUGCAAUGAAUUAAUAUGUUAUUGAUAUUUUUAUAUUGUUUUCAAUUUAUCUGAAACAAAAAAAUAUUGAAUUUCUUCUCCAAUGACAUCAAGUUUGUAUUUCCAUCUCUUUUACUCUAGGUUCUCCUCACAAUUUUCUUUCAACGUGUGGUUCAUUAGUCUAUGGUAUAAAGUCGAUCAAUAACAAAACCAAAACAUAAUCACACUUAAUAGUUUAUAAUAUUAUUCAAACAAUUAUUUUAAUAAAUGAUUCAUUUAUUAUUAUAACUUAGAUCCCGUGGACAAUUUGUCAAAAAAACAUGUUAAGCUAGACGAACAAUCAUCUAGCAAUCCAGAUUUGGUUAUUCCUAAAUAUAUACUGCCCGAAGGGGAAUGGAUUGUACAUUUUAAAAUUGCUAUAAAAAACCAGGAAAAACAGUACAGUUCUGUAGCAAACAGAUAUACGGUUGUUUAUAUUGCGAUUCGUUUUAAACCAAUACUUCAUAAUAUUAACAUAACUCUUUUUGUGAUUAUUAUUUUUACGGUUUUAGUGUUUUUUAGGAGUAAAUCUUGACGGGUUGCACGCUGAGAUCGUUGGUAGUCCGUUAAUGCAGGUUAUUGAUUCUGAAUUGGUAACUAUAGACGCAUCCUUGUCGUACAAUCCUAACGAACCAAAUUCUAAACAAAACUACGUGCUCUAUAUUUGGUACUGUGACGUAAAAACAGACGAAGAAAAUUGCCAAGAGUAUAUAACUACCGGUAAAUAA